This is a messenger RNA of Grus americana (Whooping crane), 501 nucleotides long. RefSeq names its product transmembrane protein 258 (gene TMEM258). Lineage: Eukaryota; Metazoa; Chordata; Aves; Gruiformes; Gruidae. Gene Ontology annotation, biological process: protein N-linked glycosylation. The transcript is spliced from 4 exons. The coding region runs from base 67 to 306 and encodes 79 amino acids. The record is from RefSeq and is a predicted model, not a curated record. Gene Ontology annotation, cellular component: membrane-bounded organelle.
GGGGCGGGCAGCGGCGGGAGCGGAGGCGACGUGUCGGAGUGGAGCGGGAACCGGGACCUGGGCAACAUGGAGCUGGAGGCGAUGAGCAGAUACACCAGCCCGGUGAACCCGGCCGUCUUCCCGCACCUCACCGUGGUGCUGCUGGCCAUCGGCAUGUUCUUCACCGCCUGGUUCUUCGUCUACGAGGUGACUUCUACCAAGUACACGCGGGACAUCUACAAGGAGCUGUUGAUCUCGCUGGUGGCCUCACUCUUCAUGGGCUUCGGCGUCCUCUUCCUGCUGCUGUGGGUCGGUAUCUACGUCUGAGGCCCCGGGCGGAGGAGCUCCGGUACCGCCCUGUGCAUCCCAACGGCCGUGGGAAGCCCUGCAGAACCUCUUUUUGUAUUUCUUUUAUACUUCAACAACAAAGCCCGUAUCAGGUGUGGACCGUGCUCCUGUCAAGUGACUUCUGCCAGCACAACAAACCAAACCUGAAUAAAACUGGCUCCGUGAUGCACCUGC